AUGGCUUCUCCAAAUCCUGACCAGCAACAACCCUCUGCUAUCCCCCCACCGCCGUCCAGACUCCCACCUCCAACUGGAAACCUUGUCUAUGACUCUUUUCAAAGCGCCCGACAUGUGACGGAACUACCUUGCGCGCGGAAUAGUUUGUUGUAUGGGAUUGCUGGUGGGGUUGGGAUUGGGGUCGUGAGAGGGUUGUCUGCUCCACCUAUGGUUGCGGGUCACUGGGCAGUUGGGACAUUUGCGCUUAUCUCUCUGGGUUCUUGGCAUUUAUGUCAGAAACAGUUCCGGGAUGAGAGGAGGAGGAUCGAGCAGAUUAUUGAAAGUAUGCCUCCGAGGAAGGUGAAGCAGGAUGGUGCGGGUGAGGCUGGUACAGGAUCGACGUCAACUUCUUCGGCGUGA
Molecule: messenger RNA, 399 nt
Organism: Coprinopsis cinerea okayama7#130
Lineage: Eukaryota; Fungi; Basidiomycota; Agaricomycetes; Agaricales; Psathyrellaceae
Exons: 4
Coding region: 1-399 (132 amino acids)
Biological process (GO): mitochondrial respiratory chain complex IV assembly
Cellular component (GO): mitochondrion; mitochondrial inner membrane
Source: RefSeq, a predicted model, not a curated record